AUGGCUAAGUCCAACAAAUUCAACGGAUGCUUCAGAUUGGAAGGGAAAAUAGCUGUCAUUACAGCUGCAAGUACCGGGUAAGCAAAGUUAUUUUACACAGGUUCCACUUCGAUUAUGAUAGAAAUAACUCUUUUUUACUCUCAUUUUUAGUAUUGGCUACGCGAUCGCUGAACGUUUUCUCCAUGAAGGGGCUAAGGUUGUAAUCAGCUCUAGAAAACAAUCUCACGUAGAUGAGGCCAUCCAAAAACUCAUCCGAGAUGGAGCUCCCAAGGAUAAUGUCGCCGGAAUUGUCUGCCAUGUUGGAGAAGCUGAACAUAGACAACGGCUAUUAGACUUUUCCCUCAAGACUUUUGGCGCCGUCCACAUCUUGGUUAACAAUGCCGGGAUUAACCCCACUUUUGGGGAUAUUGCCCUUAUUGGAGAGAAAGAGUGGGAUAAAUUAUUCGAGAUCAAUGUGAAGGCAGCUCACUUACUUACUCAAGCAUUUGCUCCUGUUAUUGCUAAACAUGGGUGAGUAAUUUUCGUCAAAAUCGUCAUUAAACCUUGAAAUUUUUAGUGGUGGAUCUGUAAUCUUCAACGCUUCAUAUGCUGCUUACAAAACCUCAGCAGGAAUCGCUGCUUACGGAGUAACAAAGACCGCUUUGCUUGCCCUCACUAAAGCAUAUGCUCUAUCAUUGGCCCCGCAUAACAUCAGAGUAAAUUGUGUAGCCCCAGGAGUCAUCAAAACCAAACUUAGUCAAGCUGUAAGUACCGUAACCAUAAAAUGUGAGACUAAAUAUAUCUCUAGCUCUGGGACCCGAACAGUCCAGUUGCUGACCAAGCCAAAGCCGAGCUCAACAAUUAUGCUGGUCGUCUCGGAGCUCCGCCAGAGGUCGCUUCUUUAGUCGCCUUCUUGGCCUCUCAAGACGCCUCCUAUAUCACCGGAGAAACUGUUCUUGUUACGGGCGGUGUGGACGCUCGUUUGUGA
This is a messenger RNA of Bursaphelenchus xylophilus (pine wood nematode), 967 nucleotides long. The record is from the annotation of a GenBank genome assembly. Lineage: Eukaryota; Metazoa; Nematoda; Chromadorea; Rhabditida; Aphelenchoididae.